AUGGUAAGAGGAGGAGGUGUCACUGUCUAUCCACCUGAUGACAUUUCUGCCAUUCCUCCUCCUCCUUCCUAUGCUGCUACCAUUGAACAAGAAAGUGCUACUGUGAGCAGUUCUCAGUUUAAAGUACCAGAACAAGUUACUGAUGAUGCUGCAGUGGUUCAUGGAAAAUAUGGAAAAUAUCCACAAACAAAUAUUGAAGAUGAUUAUGAUAUUAACACUCCUGUACAAGUUGAAACACGCACUAGUGAUGCUCAAAUUGUAGUACAGCCAAGGGCACCAUUAGCCACUUUGGACUCAAAUUUUGCAAAUGAUCGUAAAGGAGGACCUAUUAUUGUUGAGUCUCCAAUGAAAGAAUUUGCACCAAUUCAGUUUCGAGAAACUGAAAAAAAUGUGUUUUUUGAAAAGUCUCUUCUAGUUGAUAGCUUAUUUGAAGAGGAUGAAAUAGUUCGUGAUCAUAUUUUUGAUCAUAUCAGUGAUGAGAUGGUUGGAGUUAAGCCACGUCCAGUGGUAUUGAAUAGUAGGAAGAAGACAGGAACACUUGUAACAGGACUUGCUUCAAAGGUUGAAUUGGCUAUAUAUACUGCAUGUCAUGAAGUUCAAACAAGUAAAAAUGAGUACCAGACACAAAAGGUACCAAAAGUUAUUACCCAGCACCCGUAUUAAAGUGAACUUCUUGACAUACAUAUUUGGAUUUUGGACACUUUUUCACACUGCUUUGGACAUUUAAUGCUUGAUUUUGUAUUUACCUUUUUGUAAUAUUAGUAUGUCUAUAAUCAAGGAUAUCACUCUUGAUAUUAUGUACUCUUGCUAUAAUUAUUAUGCAAAGAGCCAAAGACAAUUUGAUUUAAUCUA
Molecule: messenger RNA, 852 nt
Organism: Amphimedon queenslandica
Lineage: Eukaryota; Metazoa; Porifera; Demospongiae; Haplosclerida; Niphatidae
Exons: 7
Coding region: 1-663 (220 amino acids)
Source: RefSeq, a predicted model, not a curated record